AUGUCUGGCUGGUUAGAUGAAGCUGCUCGUGAUGUCGGCCAAGCGAUCGGCGGUGGUGAUAAAGACUUCAACCAGGCCGGCCAGGACGUGCGCCAAGACUGGAACCAGACAGGGCAAGAUAUCCAGAAUGCGCCCGACAAUGCAGCCAACUGGGCUGGGCAGCAGGUUGGCGACGUGGACCGCGACGCGAACCAGGCGGGCCGGGAUGUCAGCAACUUUGAUCAGGGUGUGCAAAACAGUUACGACCAGGGAGAGCAGCAGGGCUAUAGUGGAAACUGA
Molecule: messenger RNA, 279 nt
Organism: Punctularia strigosozonata HHB-11173 SS5
Lineage: Eukaryota; Fungi; Basidiomycota; Agaricomycetes; Corticiales; Punctulariaceae
Exons: 3
Coding region: 1-279 (92 amino acids)
Source: RefSeq, a predicted model, not a curated record